This is a messenger RNA of Penicillium alfredii, 1002 nucleotides long. RefSeq names its product NAD(P)-dependent alcohol dehydrogenase. The coding region runs from base 1 to 1002 and encodes 333 amino acids. Gene Ontology annotation, molecular function: alcohol dehydrogenase (NADP+) activity; zinc ion binding. Lineage: Eukaryota; Fungi; Ascomycota; Eurotiomycetes; Eurotiales; Aspergillaceae. The record is from RefSeq and is a predicted model, not a curated record. Gene Ontology annotation, biological process: alcohol metabolic process. The transcript is spliced from 2 exons.
AUGCCGAAAUUUACUGUUUUCAAAGGCUCUGAGAAUGGGGAGAUUGUGGAACGUCGCACUCAAUAUCCCGACCCUACUGAGAAUGAAAUACUCGUCCGAAUAACGCACUCCGGUCUCUGUGGAACUGACGAACACUACAAGCAUGCCAAUAUUGUCCUCGGACAUGAAGGAGCUGGGGUCGUCGAAUCAAUCGGUACCAAAGUUGCUUCGCUCAAGAUUGAAAACAGCGGAGAUCGUGUGGGCUGGGGAUAUGGACAUGGCAGUUGUCGUCAAUGCAAGUAUUGUCUGCGUGGCGAGGAAUUAUACUGCGAUCAACGAAAGAUCUAUGGCGAAUCUAAUAUCGACCAAGGAUCUUUUGCUCAGGCGGCUAUCUGGCCGGAAGAUUUUCUUUAUAAAAUUCCUGAUGAAAUAUCCAAUGCCGAUGCAGCUCCCUUGAUGUGUGCCGGAAGUGCAGUAUUUUCGCCAUUGCAUAAAUUCAAAAUUUCACCGACCGAGCGCGUGGGUGUGAUUGGGGUAGGUGGACUAGGACACCUCGCCAUUCAGUUCGCUGCAAAAAUGGGCUGUCAAGUGGUGGUGCUAUCAGGAACGCAGUCUAAGCAGGCUGAAGCGUUGGCUCUUGGGGCCACCGAGUUCCAUGCUUUCACGGAUUCCCCGCCCGCGAUGGAGCCUCUGGAUCAUGUUCUUGUCACAUCGGCGAAGCAGCCAAAUUGGGAAGCUAUUUUCCAGCUUAUGGCUCCGGGGGGCACCAUCUAUGCUCUUACGGUAGAUAUGGAUGAGAUGAAGUUCCCCUAUCUGCCGUUGGUUAUGAAAGCCUUGCGGAUCCAAGGCAGUCUGCCCGCAGCUCGAGGUAGCCAACGUGAGAUGUUGAAUUUUGCAGCCCGCCACCGCAUCAAGCCUAUCGUGAUGACAUUCCCGUUGAGCCAAAAUGGAAUUGAGGAGGCGAUGAAGACUCUUCGGGAGGGAAAAAUGAGAUACAGAGGGGUUUUGGUCCAUGAUGCCUGA